Stomoxys calcitrans (stable fly) is the source of this 777-nucleotide messenger RNA. RefSeq lists its product as uncharacterized. Lineage: Eukaryota; Metazoa; Arthropoda; Insecta; Diptera; Muscidae. Gene Ontology annotation, molecular function: catalytic activity. The transcript is spliced from 2 exons. Bases 1 to 777 code for a protein of 258 amino acids. The record is from RefSeq and is a predicted model, not a curated record.
AUGCACAGGUGUAAAGUCGCACAUGAUCUCCUAUCACAGAUAGUCGCAGAACAACGUGCUGACAUCGUGAUUAUAAGCGAGCAAUAUGGAAGGAGAGAUCAAGGGUCCUGGCUGGAGGAUCCCACAAAAACAGCUGCUAUCUGGAUCCCAUACCGCAAUGGCAUCUCACCAGUAAAGAGCGGAAGUGGAGACGGUUACGUCUGGGUGCAGUUAAACCACUUUACGCUGUUUAGCUGCUACCUCACUCCUAGUGACAGCAUCGACGCCUACGAGGCAAAACUCGAUGAGAUCGAGGACACAAUGCGUGGAUUAGACGGCCAUCACGUAGUAGCUGGCGAUUUCAACUCUCGAGCGAUGGAAUGGGGCAUGCCAACAACCAACCCAAGAGGGAGACGAGUUCUAGACAUGGCCGCAAGAACCGGUUUACUCGUUGUAAACACUGGAGACGUGCCAACCUUUAGGCGACCCGGCUGCGAAGGCACUAUACCGGACAUCACCCUUGCGUCCGAGGAAAUCAUCGGAAAAAUAACAGAGUGGAGCGUACUGGAAACUUACACGGCAAGCGAUCACCAGUACAUUAUGUUCUCCUUCAAUACUGGAGGGAACACAGUUAACGAGGAAAGGAGCACCAGUACACGAAAGUGGAACGUGAGCAAGCUCGACUCCUCAAAACUCCUGGCGGAAAUCGACCGGCAAGCCGUGUGGUCAGAGCUGGAUGAGCUAGACGUUCCGUCGACAGUGGAACGGGUGAUGGAAAUCAUAGAGUACGGAUCUUGA